GACGAUGACCGAAAAAUUGACAUUUGUGCCAAUCAGCGAGUUUUCCAUGAGCAGUGCUUGACACUGAAUGCAUGGAACGGUGAUAACAAUUCAAAGUAUGAAUCAGCGAUCAAGGGUACAGUUCCGUGUGCUAUUCCCAUUCGUGAGAAUCUCCGUCCCGGCUCCGAAAUCGUCGUCUAUGGCACGGUCAGCUGUUGCAGCCAUGAUAAUUUCUGCGUUGAGUUUCUGUCUGGGCCACACGUCGUUCUUCACGUGAACUUCAGAUUUCAUGAUGAGCGUGAGGUGGUCAGACACCACAAUCCGCUGCACCCUGGCGACCGAUUCAGUCUUCACAUUCGCGCCCACCAGCAUUAUUAUGAGAUUGAGGUGAACGGUUAUCCACUAGCUCAGUACAUUCAUCGCUUCCCAAUGGAGUCUGUACAAGCUCUGGGACUGAGGGGCCACGUGAUCGUCGAAAGAGUUCACUUCUCAGGCUUCGACUUUGAUAUCGACUGGUGCGGUGAACACGACUACGGCCACGCAGGGUAUGAAGCCUAUGGUUUGGAUCACUACGAGCCUCCUAUGUUCCGCGACGGUCACGCUUACCAUCGCUACUUUUGA
Molecule: messenger RNA, 600 nt
Organism: Ostertagia ostertagi
Lineage: Eukaryota; Metazoa; Nematoda; Chromadorea; Rhabditida; Trichostrongylidae
Source: the annotation of a GenBank genome assembly